This is a messenger RNA of Vavraia culicis subsp. floridensis, 672 nucleotides long. RefSeq lists its product as uncharacterized. The record is from RefSeq and is a predicted model, not a curated record. The coding region runs from base 1 to 660 and encodes 219 amino acids. The transcript has a single exon. Gene Ontology annotation, molecular function: DNA binding. Lineage: Eukaryota; Fungi; Microsporidia; Pleistophoridae.
AUGAUAAACCACGAGAGUUAUUUCGGAUGCAUGCACAAACUGUCGCAUUAUCUGUCGUUGUUUCAGCUCGCUGUCAAUCGCGAGGUUCCAACGCUUAAAAAGCGUCUAAACGACACAGAAAAAGACAUGAUACGUGCGGGCAGCACGUACAUAUAUUCGGAGAGCGAAAGCGGUAUUAGAAGAUGGACAGACAAUUUGUCAUGGACACCCUCGCGUGCAAGUAACGAAUGCGUAUUCUACCAGGAGAUUGCCAGCCACACCCAGCCGAUGCUAAAGAAAGUGGUAACUGCCACGAUCGACAAGAACAAGUGGCACAUUGUGAACUACAGCACGGUGAACGACGAAAUAACGGGCACAUGCUGUGCAAAAUACCAGGCGGUGCACGAUGUGCCCGUCACACACAACAUUGUUAUUAAAGCAAAGGUUCGGUGCAGCAGGAAUACACUUAGAAGAUCGCUGAGCAGAAAUUACGUGAGGAACAGGACCGAAAAGAUCUACAGCUUUGUGGAUGAGAGCGAGCUGUUCGGGAGACGGUUGAACAUGAAAGUGUUGGCGAACAAAAACUAUUUGUAUAGAAGAAAGAGUGAAGAGACGGAAACAGAUGAGAACGAGAAUAAUGAGUAUGAUACCUUUGACUAUGAGCGUUCUUGUUAUGAUUAAAAACGGUUUGAU